UCAGCCGGGUUGUUUGUAAACAAAUAUUAAGGUUAGAAAAUUUUAUUAACGCACGUUUUAUUGUUGAUCCAAAUAUACAUUUUCCGCGAAGUAUUUAUAAAUGUCCAUUGUGAGUCUUCAUAGUUUUCAUACAAAAUACUUUGCUGACUCGGUAGAAUGGUGUUUGCAUCCAGAACAUGGACAAAUAUUUGCUUGUGGCACUUAUCAAUUGGAUGACAGCACUUCCGAAGUGGUCAGAAGAAAAGGAUCAAUUUUGAUCUUCAGUUUCAGCCUCAAUGGAACUGAUUCUGACCUACAGCUACUCCACGAGACAGAAACCGAUGGGAUUUUGGAUCAAAAGUGGUUGAAGAAUUUAGACAUCCCUCUUCUAGCCACAGCAACAUCUUCCGGAAACAUUGAAUUGUUUUCCUGGCAAGAUAGCCAAUUGGGAUGUAUCACUUCUCACAGAAUAGACGCAGAAGUUCAGGAUAACAUUGCCCUGUCCCUAGACUGGAACUCGCAGAAUAAACAGAUCCUUGUCAGUGAUUCAAAGGGAUACAUUUCCCUCCUCGAUUUGGCCAAUAAUUCCACAAUAAAUCUGAUCAAUCGAUGGAAAGCCCACUCUUUUGAAGCCUGGACGUGUUCAUUUUAUAAGAAUAAGCCUGACAUUGUUCUAACUGGAGGAGAUGAUUCUUUUUGUCGGAUAUACGAUCUGAGAGAUACAACGAAGGAACAGAUAACUAUAAAAUCGCAUGAAGCUGGAGUGACUUCCUUCCUCACAUUCGAGAAGUAUCCCGACAUUUUCUGCACUGGGAGCUAUGAUGAUCAUCUAAGAGUGUUUGACAUGAGAUCACCAAAAAAUCCUCUCACUCGCAUUAAUCUAAGUGGCGGAAUUUGGCGCCUAAAGUCUAAUCCACACGAAGAAGAAUUGAUUCUGUGUGCUUGCAUGUAUCAGAAUUUUACAAUUUGUAGAUUUUCUUACGACGAAGCAAGUCCUGAACUCAAAAUCGAAGCAACUUUCAACGGAGAUCACAAGAGUAUUUGCUACGGAGCUGAUUGGAAUCCUGACAAAAGUCCAAAUGGACAAUAUAUCUUUGGAUGUUGCUCCUUCUAUGACAAUCUUCUCACUGUAAAUUCAUACCACAAAUGAUUUUAAUGUUAAACUUUUUAUUGGGAUAUUUGAUUAUAUUCAAAUGUUUCUCUUUUUUUUUAAUUGGUAGAAAGAUGUUUUUUUUUUCUUGAGAAUAAAGAGCAUAAAUUUGUGUGAUCCUA
Molecule: messenger RNA, 1251 nt
Organism: Phlebotomus papatasi
Lineage: Eukaryota; Metazoa; Arthropoda; Insecta; Diptera; Psychodidae
Product: diphthine methyltransferase homolog
Exons: 2
Coding region: 101-1129 (342 amino acids)
Molecular function (GO): protein binding
Source: RefSeq, a predicted model, not a curated record